UCCCCUUCCAAUGUUUACAUUUGGAGACUGGCAUUUAAUUAUUAAAUACGUUGUUUAUGUCGCCAUCAGCAAUGUUUUAUUACUGAAAACAGGCUGAAGUGACUCGAUAGUGACUAUAUCCAUAUGAAGACUUGGACAAGAUGACUGAGCAGUCUUAUGCUACAAGUAUCCGUCUUCCAGAUGAAAAUGCCUUCAGAAAUCUCAACACGGCUCGUCGGUUCGCCAUUGAUAUUGGUGGAUCCCUUGCCAAGCUAGCUUACACAGCCACUGUGCAGAGAAAGACUUCCAUGGUCAGCGAAGACUCAGAGGAAGAUGGGAGCAUAUACCAAGUAUCAGAUACAGAUGAAACCAUUGUGAGGCUACAUUUCAUCAAGUUUGAGACAAAGUUCAUAGAGACAUGCCUAGACUUUAUCCAAGCUCAUUUUAAAGGUUCUUCACAGUCAGACAGGAGUGUCAAGGUGACGGGAGGCGGGGCUUAUAAGUACACAGACCUCAUAUCAUCCAAACUUUCACUACGUGUGGACCGAGAAGAUGAAAUGUGCUGUUUAAUCAAAGGCUGUAACUUCCUGCUGAAGAAUAUUCCGGAUGAAGUCUUCAUUUACCAGCGGCAUGGCUCACCAGAGUACAGAUUCCAGGGAGUGACUCAUAACAUAUUUCCAUAUCUGUUGGUCAACAUUGGGUCUGGAGUGAGCCUUAUAAAGGUUGAAUCUGAGAAGCAGUUUGAGCGAAUAGGAGGGACAGCAACGGGAGGAGGGACAUUUUGGGGGCUAGGAUCUCUCCUCACGGAAGCCAAGACAUUCGACGAGCUGUUGCAACUAGCAGAGAGGGGGGACCAUCGAAAUGUCGACAUGUUGGUCAAGGAUAUCUAUGGCGGAGCCUACCCUCUUAUUGGACUCCCAGCUGAUCUCAUUGCAAGCAGCUUUGGCAAGGCUGCACGGUCACCUCGGCAAGGACAGGCUACAGAGGAGAAUGUAUUCAAAGAAGAAGAUGUAGCGCGUAGUCUUCUGCUGUCAAUAAGCAAUGAUAUUGGCCAGAUCGCGUACCUACAUGCACAACUACAUGGCCUUAAGAAGAUCUAUUUUGGUGGCUACUUCAUACGUGGACAUCCCCUCACUAUGCAUACAAUAACGUAUGCCAUCAACUACUGGUCAAAGGGUGGGAUCCAGCCCCUGUUUCUGCGACACGAGGGAUAUCUAGGGGCCAUUGGGGCUUUCCUUAAGGGAGCAGAGGAGGAUGAGAGUUACAGUUGGGAGGAAAACUUUGCCGGCAGCUCGGGUCUGGCCCAGUCUUCACAUCAGUUACAGCCUUUUAACUCAAAGUUUGACAAGUUGGAACUAGAUCGUCUUGAGAAGGUGCUACUGCCAUGCCCUCUGCUAGCGAGUCCCGAUACCUACCUCCCGGAUACAGUUGACCUAACUCAGGACAUCGCGGCACAAGAAUACUGGCUUCAGUGCUUUACAGACAGUAUUGACAAGCAAGAAGAGCAAGCUAUAAAGUCGCAGACUUCCCAUGACUUGGCCGAUGUGAAACUGAGGGCCGGCAAGUUUAAACAGGAAUACCUUCAUACCUUAGAAACCCUCAAGUCUAAUCCAUGUGCCUAUGGAUCUCUGAAUGUUCGUGGUCUGCUAGACAUGAGGAGCCAUUGUUUAAAAGAGUUCAACUUCACAGAUCCAUAUUCACAGCAAAAACAGUUUGAAAAUGAACAUGCUUUGAAAUACCUUACGGGCAGAUUACAAGACCUGGAUGGUAUAGAGGACGCCCAGACACGGAUCUUGGAGCUUGCCCGGGGGUUCUUGGCGGGGAACGUGUUUGACUGGGGUGCCAAAGAGGUCGCCGACAUUAUGGAGAAAGGGGAGUUCCAGUUUAAAGAUGCCGAGAGCAGGCUUCAAGACCGUCCUUGGUUGAUGGACGACUUUGAUGCGUGGGUGGGACGCCUAUCUAAGGGUCCAGUGUAUCGAUGUGUGGCGGUCUUCUGUGACAACAGCGGGGCGGACAUUAUACUGGGCGUGUUCCCGUUUGUGCGAGACCUGCUCAUGUCGGGAUCUAAGGUAAUUCUAUGUGCAAACACCAAGCCCACACUGAAUGAUGUCAUCUACCAAGAGUUACUGAUCCUUGUACGGCGAGUGGCUAGCAUGUGUCCAGUGAUAGCCUCUGCUCUGGACACUGGUCAGCUGAUGGUAAUGGCUUCAGGACAAGGGUCACCCUGUCUUGACCUCAGGUUGAUAGACAGUGACCUCGUCCAGUGUAUGACAAAUAACGGAACUGAUCUUGUCGUCAUUGAAGGAAUGGGCCGGGCCAUACAUACUAACUUUGAUGCCCGAUUCUCAUGUGACGUCCUAAAGGUGGCAGUGUUGAAAAACCGUUGGCUCGCUCAACGGCUCGGUGGGGACAUGUUCAAUGUUGUGUUUAAGUUUGAGCAAGCUUCAAAGUCAUUGGGAAAGAACAGAAUUUGUGAUAGAUGAUGGAAGCUGACUGUUUCGCCAUCAGUGUAAAAGAAUCUUGAGUAAGAAUAAUUAAUUUUUUUAAGUAUAAAGGCCAAUCAAAUAUGCAGUAAAAUCAUUCAGUUAAGAUUUUAUGUAUAUCGCAGAUAUUGCCAAAAUCUCUUGUUUCAAUGCACAAAAAAUCAUUUUGGUACCUGGUUUUUUGCUUUGUGUAGUUAUAUUUUCAAAAAGGUGAAUUAUAGCAAGACAGCGCACAAACCAAUAACAUCACUUCAGACGUUGUUUUCAUGAGUGCAAAAUAUAAUUAAAGCCUCAUUCCUUUUACAAAAUAAGCAUAGUUGUCAUUAUUAUAAUGAAAAUCUAGUUACAAUUUAAGAGCUGUUUUGGCAACAUCGCCAUUGCAGAAUGUUUUUAUUUAUAUAGUUCCAUUAUUUCAAAAGUAGCAUUGAUAUUUGAUUCUUGAAAAUUUAACAAAUUGAGGGACAUAUAACUACACCUGCACAGCUUUUUUUUUUAACCAAAAAAUAUAAAUAUUGAAAUGCUUUUGAAAAUUAUCCCUGCUUUUAUUCUAGGCAUCAUUAUCAUUUUAUUUUUAUCAUGUUCAAUUUAUAAUCUUUUUACCAAAUAAUGAGACUUCCUCCACAGGACUUGUUUCUUCUGAUAACGUAACAAAUGAAAAGUUUUGUUCAAGUGAAACUGACUUUCAAAGUUUUAAUUGCCAUAUUGUUUGGGGACGGGAAUAAUCACAGUUUAUAUGCCUACUUUAGCCAGAAUUUUAUAAUUAAUGUUGUUUUAUUCAGGAAUAAAGAAUGUAAAUAUU
Mya arenaria is the source of this 3261-nucleotide messenger RNA. Its product is annotated as 4'-phosphopantetheine phosphatase-like. Lineage: Eukaryota; Metazoa; Mollusca; Bivalvia; Myida; Myidae. Gene Ontology annotation, molecular function: pantothenate kinase activity; ATP binding. The coding region runs from base 141 to 2462 and encodes 773 amino acids. The transcript is spliced from 18 exons. Gene Ontology annotation, biological process: coenzyme A biosynthetic process. The record is from RefSeq and is a predicted model, not a curated record. Gene Ontology annotation, cellular component: nucleus; cytosol.